UAUUGAGGAACUGUCGUUUGGAUGUGGAUUCCGAAAUUCAUGUCCUGGAUGUUGGAUUCACGUUCCGGACUAUUGCAAGUUCCAGACCCAUCUGUUGCUUCUACGCAUGCGUAAAGGAAAUGUUAUGGUUUUGGCUGUGUAACGUGGUCACAAAAUUAGUGUGGUCGCGAAGGAGGUAAAUUCAAAGCAGCAAGGAUGGCGAAGCAAAUGUCUUUGAAAGCUGAAGAUUUCAUCGUUAUUGCAGUAUAUUUCUUAGGUGUUCUCAUCGUUGGAGCAUGGUCUAUGUGCAGAACAAAUCGCUCAACAGUGAGUGGAUAUUUCCUUGCUGGACGUUUUAUGACCUUCAUUCCAGUUGGGAUGUCACUCUUUGCUAGUAAUAUUGGCAGUGAACAUUUAGUCGGAUUGGCUGGAUCUGGAGCUGCAGCUGGUAUUGGUGUUGGCGCUUUUGAAUUCAAUGCCUUGUUGCUUUUGCAAUUACUUGGUUUUGUUUUCCUUCCAGUCUAUAUUGCCAGUGGGGUUUGCACGCUUCCUGAGUACAUCCAUAAACGCUUUGGUGGACAUCGGAUUCGGGUUUUCCUUGCAAUGCUCUCCCUAUUGUUAUAUAUUUUUACAAAGAUAUCUGUGAAUAUGUAUUCUGGUGCUUUAUUUAUUCAACAAUCUGUUGGUUGGAAUUUAUAUUUUGCCAUAUUGUUUUUACUGGGGAUGACAGCUCUUUGUACAGUAUCUGGUGGGCUGGCAGCUGUUAUAUAUUUAGACACAUUAAUGGCUACUGUUAUGGUCGGAGGAGCAUUGCUUAUGACUUUUAUGGGUUUCGAUAAAGUUGGAGGGUAUAGUGGCCUUCGAAUUAAGUACAUGAACGCUAUGGCUUCAGAUGUUAUUGCGGGGAACCAUACAUGUGGUGGUGUUCCAAGGCCGGAUUCCUUUGUUAUGUUGAGGGACCCGGGUCACUCGGAUAUGCCCUGGCCCGGUUUUCUUUUGGGCCAGACUCCUGCCUCAAUAUGGUACUGGUGUGCUGAUCAGGUAAUCGUACAAAGAGCAUUGGCUGCCAAGAGCCUAUCGCAUGCCCAGGGUGGCUCUCUUCUUGCUGGGUAUAUCAAGAUUUUGCCUCUUUUUAUCAUGGUGUUUCCUGGAAUGAUCAGCAGAGUCCUUUAUCCUGACGAGGUCGCUUGUGCCAAUCCCGAUAAAUGCUUUGAAAUAUGUGGAAGCAGAGCUGGAUGUUCCAACAUUGCAUAUCCCAAAUUGGUCCUUGGAAUUAUGCCUACAGGCCUACGUGGUUUGAUGAUGGCAGUGAUGAUGGCUGCAUUGAUGAGCGACUUGACAUCAAUUUUCAAUAGUGCCUCUACUUUGUUUACAAUUGAUAUAUGGAAACGCAUUAGAAAGAAUGCUAGCACGAGAGAGCUCAUGAUUGUUGGCAGAGCAUUUGUUCUCGUCAUGUGUGUGAUCGGAAUAUGUUGGGUGCCAAUUAUAACGGAGUUCCAGGGUGGACAACUCUUUAUAUACAUCCAAGCAAUCAGCGCUUAUCUCGCCCCACCAGUGGCCUCUGUCUACCUCAUUGCCAUAUUCUGGAAAAGAAGUAACGAACAGGGAGCAUUCUGGGGUUUAAUGUCUGGCUUUAUCGUUGGUGUCACCAGAAUGGUUCUUGACUUCGUAUAUCAAGCACCCGAAUGCGGUGUAAAAGAUACCAGACCGAUAUUUGUCAAAGAUUUCCAUUACAUGUACUUUGCCUUGAUGAUUUUCCUCCUCACUGGUAUCGUCUGCAUUGUUGUCAGUCUAUUGACGCCAGCCCCGGAUCCAGAAAUGAUUGUGCGGACAACGUUCUUUACACGUCACGACCCGACUAUCCGGUCAGACGAAAUACAAGAAGAGGCUGAAAUGAAGCAGAUCGAUGCGGAGGAGCAAAAGCACCGUGCUGAGCAUGGACAUACGCAUCAAGACAAUGAAUCUGCAUUGUGGGUGAAGGAAAAUGACACUGUCAAUUUGAAGGAAUCGGUUGAAUUCAAGAGUCCGAAACCAUUUUGGAAAAAAGUAGUGCAGUUUUUCUGCGGCAUGUCAGAUGAUAUCGAAGAAGAAAAAAAGACUGCCCAAGAACAGACCGAACACCUCCGCGAAAUCACAUCUCUGCAUCAAGAUAAGAGAGCGAAGAUGUUGCUUUAUGGUAACCUUCUGAUAAUUCUCACAACUGCAGUUUUUCUCUACAUAUUCUUUUCAAUACCUGAUGGUGGGCCUACGGCGCCGACUAUACCAUACGGCAAGAACGCAAGUUUGACGUUGUAAUCGCUAGAACCAAAAUAUGGUCAUUUUUGUAAAAAAAUCAUUUAGUUUCAAGAUUUGGUUGUACAAAGAACACGUUAUUCACUCUCCAUGAUUUAAUAUAAGGUAUCCUCGCUUUUUUGCUUUCCAUGAGACUUUAUUGAUUAUAAAAUGUAUUAUUCAUUGAUCUUUGAUGUAUUUUUGAAGAAACUUUUAGUUGGGGGAUUUUAAUACGCUUCUGAGAAUUUUCAAAUGAUAGUUUUUAAACUCAUUUUUCGAUGCAUUCUACCAUUUCAUUGUAAUUCGUCAUCAACAUACUAUUUGAAAAGAUACAUCAGUUUGCG
Rhopilema esculentum is the source of this 2594-nucleotide messenger RNA. Its product is annotated as sodium/glucose cotransporter 4. Lineage: Eukaryota; Metazoa; Cnidaria; Scyphozoa; Rhizostomeae; Rhizostomatidae. Gene Ontology annotation, biological process: transmembrane transport. Gene Ontology annotation, cellular component: plasma membrane. Gene Ontology annotation, molecular function: D-glucose:sodium symporter activity. The record is from RefSeq and is a predicted model, not a curated record.